CUUUGGUAGUGCACCGACUGUCUGUGUCUGCUCAUUUAUUCUUCCAGGCCUGCGCUGCAACAGAACACACUGGGUUUCUCAGAAGUCUCUCAUCAUGUACCUGUUGGUGGUGGUGGUCUCUCUUCUGCUGGACUCUGUUCCCACUCAGAGUCGUCCUACUGAGGAUUUAUUCGAAACGAUCUCUGGGAAGACUGGUAACAUCACUGAGAAAGACGACAUGCCAGUGUCAGCUAUAAUCCAGUCCAACAAACAUGCAGGACAGCAAGUGGAUGGGCCCUUGAUCACGUUUGGAGACAUCGCUGUAUCAGAAGGGUUCAAGAAUGCAGAUCCGUGCACAGCUCGUGGAUGCAAAUGGAGGAGAAGCAGAGAUGGAUUAGUCUAUGUGCCCUACGUGAUGUCCAACCAGUACUCUCCAAAGGAAAUACAAGUGAUUAAACAAGGCUUACGGUCCUUUGCGGAUGUCUCCUGCAUUCGAUUCAUACCACACGAAGGGCAGAGGCACUUUCUCUACAUAAAGUCUGAUUCUGGUUGCUAUUCAUAUUUGGGGCGCCAAGGUGGAGGACAGGUUGUUUCUCUCCAGCGUCCUGGGUGUGUCUAUCACCAUAUUGUUCAACACGAGCUCCUUCAUGCUCUCGGCUUCCAUCAUGAACAGAACCGCAGCGACCGUGACAAACACAUCAAAAUCCUUUUUGAGAACAUCAUACCUGCACGGCAGCACAACUUCAAGAGAACAGAAACCAAUAAUCUGGCAACUCCCUAUGAUUACAACUCUGUGAUGCACUAUUCAAGGAAAGCUUUCUCUAGGAACAAUGAGCCAACCAUGAUUCCCAUUCCUGAUGGGAACGCCGUGAUUGGUGAAGCUCGAACAAUGAGCCCCAAUGACGUCCUGCGGGUUAACAGACUCUACUGCCGUAAAUGAAGUCGUACGGUUAUUUGACUUGUUUACACUUACCUGGUCUACCAGAAUGUUUUGCUUGACCAAGGUAAUCUUGCGGGCUCAACUAGUCAAGCGGUGGUCUUUACAGUGCGGUUUGUAAUUAUUGUAACUCUUAUGACAACAAAAUCUUUCUUUUCGUGUUCAUUGUUUAUUGGUGUUUUUCCUCCUCAGUCUGAAGUGCUGCCAGGCUGCAUGAAGGAUGUGUUUGAGGAUAGUGUUCAUCUUUUCGUCUCAGCGUUCAUUAUUCUCUAUCAUUAUUUUUUAAUGUUUCCUUAUUUGCA
Messenger RNA from Onychostoma macrolepis, 1218 nucleotides. RefSeq names its product low choriolytic enzyme-like. NCBI's taxonomy places the organism in Eukaryota, Metazoa, Chordata, Actinopteri, Cypriniformes, Cyprinidae. Gene Ontology annotation, biological process: proteolysis. Bases 95 to 919 code for a protein of 274 amino acids. Gene Ontology annotation, molecular function: zinc ion binding; metalloendopeptidase activity. The transcript is spliced from 9 exons. The record is from RefSeq and is a predicted model, not a curated record.